Molecule: messenger RNA, 225 nt
Organism: Trichobilharzia szidati
Lineage: Eukaryota; Metazoa; Platyhelminthes; Trematoda; Strigeidida; Schistosomatidae
Source: the annotation of a GenBank genome assembly
AUGUCUUUUAAAUCAAUCGUUUUUCUUCAACUUUUCAUCUUAUCAUUAGUUUACCUCAACACUGUUCAAGGUGGUGGUGAAGAAGAAACGACAACUACCACAACAACAAAACCGACCCCAGCUUCAUCUGCUUCUAAGUUUUCAGGCAACUUCCCAACAUGCUUGAUCUUCACGGUAUUCAGUCUACCUCUUGCCACUACCUUAGUUUGGAAAUUAACGCAAUGA